CCUUUAGAUAUCCGCCAUUUUGUUUUUAUUUCUCAUGAUAGAGUCGUUGAAGGUGCAUCGAGGUGGAAUUUUUUACAUCCUGAGAAACAAAACACUGGACAAAGCUUAAUCCUAAAUUAUCCAUCGAAAACUUAUUUUCUAUUUGAAACACUAACAACAGUGAAUAAGAAUGUCUCACGGUGGUGGUAGAAACGAAUGCAGAAUAUACGUUGGCAAUUUGCCACCAGAUAUAAGGACCAAGGAUAUACAGGACUUGUUCUAUAAAUUUGGUAAAGUAACUUUCGUGGACUUGAAAAAUCGCAGGGGACCACCAUUCGCAUUCGUCGAGUUCGACGAUCCGAGGGAUGCUGAGGAUGCUGUGCACGCCAGGGAUGGGUAUGAUUAUGAUGGAUACAGGCUGAGGGUCGAGUUCCCCAGAGGUGGAGGUCCGAGCAAUAAUUUUAGAGGUGGACGAGGUGCUGGGGAUAGUGGACGUGGUGGACGGGGGGAUGUGGGGAACUCCAGGGGACGGGGACCUCCGGCCAGAAGAUCUCAGUACAGAGUUCUGGUCACUGGGCUGCCACCCUCUGGUAGCUGGCAGGACCUCAAGGACCACAUGAGAGAGGCUGGUGAUGUCUGCUUUGCGGAUGUUUAUAAGGAUGGCACUGGCGUUGUCGAGUUCCUCCGGUAUGAAGACAUGAAGUAUGCUGUCAAGAAACUCGAUGAUUCCAGAUUCAGAUCACACGAGGGAGAAGUUGCCUACAUUAGAGUGAAAGAGGACCACACAACAGGUGAGCGUGGACGCAGUGAGGAUCGUGAGAGAGGAGGUGGUCGCAGUCGUUCUCGCAGCUACAGUCCGCGUCGUCGUGGCUCACCAACGUAUUCACCACUGCGACGUAACUACUCGCGCUCACGAUCACGCUCGAGGUCUCGUUCUUACGACUAAGUGUGUACGUAUAUACCCAUAUAUGUCUCACAUUUGAUAACAAUAACCGAAAGUUCACACGUUGAUUUGCUUUUGACACGAUUUCAUGAUUUUCUAACUUGAAAAGAAAAAAAAACCGAUAAACUGCUGAAGAUAUUAAACUUAUUGCUUAACUUUCCAAUCCAAAAAUUGAGACAGACUGGCAAUUAAGUAACACCAAUUUGAUAUUUUUAUUACUGAAAUCAUCAAUCUCUGUUUUUUUUUUCAUCGCGAACAUGUAUGAGUGACGAAAGGAAUAGAUAGAUAUUUUUUUAAGGCAGAGUUCGAGUGGUUUUCAUUCUAAUUGUGCCAGAUUGAUUAUCCAUGGGUGGGAUAUUCCCAGAUCGUUCAUGAAUUAUUUCUCCCAUUUCUCGGGUGAUUUUGUACAUUGUAGUUAAACAUUCCGUUCUGGCUUUUUGUUUUUUUCUUACGAAAACGAUUAUUUCAUACUAAAAAUUAAUAUAAUGAGCUCAAUAAUCAUGAAACUGUCGAUUCGAUUAGAACCCAGGUCAAAACUCAUCAACAAUCGCGUUUACAAUUUUUCAAAUAUUCUUCCCCAUGAGAAUUUAAACAGAGUACUGCACUUUUUCAAUUAAAUAUUAAACACGAAACGUAGAUGCAAGAGAACAAGAACUGCGAAUUGAGUGGCCUUGAUAAAAAAAAAGUGUCGUUGAAAAAUUUAUUUUCAGUCUGAUGCUUGACAAUUGCGUUAUCCAUCCUACUUCUCAGACACUUGAUUCAAACAAUAGAAAAAUUAAUGAAUUCCGUAGUCACAAACGCAAGCUAACAGAUUAUUUUGUCAGAAAAAAUAAUAAAAACGAACGAAUUGUAGAUCAUAAAUAUCCUAUAAGCGUACAAAAUUCAA
Messenger RNA from Fopius arisanus, 1808 nucleotides. RefSeq names its product splicing factor 2 (gene SF2). Lineage: Eukaryota; Metazoa; Arthropoda; Insecta; Hymenoptera; Braconidae. Gene Ontology annotation, molecular function: mRNA binding. The transcript has 3 exons. The record is from RefSeq and is a predicted model, not a curated record. Gene Ontology annotation, cellular component: nucleus; cytoplasm. Bases 170 to 925 code for a protein of 251 amino acids.